Molecule: messenger RNA, 1281 nt
Organism: Parasteatoda tepidariorum (common house spider)
Lineage: Eukaryota; Metazoa; Arthropoda; Arachnida; Araneae; Theridiidae
Source: RefSeq, a predicted model, not a curated record
AUGUUCGACAGAAAAUACCUAGGAAUAACAGAUUACAUUGUAAUUUGUUCCUCACUUUUAAUAUCUGUAGGUAUCGGAAUAGCUUCGAGAUUAUUAUCCAGUGAACAAAAAACCACAAAAGAAUAUAUAUUGGCUGGAAAGAAGAUGAGUAGGCUUCCUGUCAUAUUGUCUAUUCUUGUAACUUUCGUAUCACCCACAACAAUGCUUGCUGUACCUGCAGAGAUUUACAAAUAUGGAAUAGGCUUCAUAACGCUUCCCUUUGGUCUUUCAAUUGGAGUACUUCUAGCAUCUUGGGUAUUUAUACCAGUGUAUUUUCAAUGUGGCGUUUCGACCAUCUAUGAGUUCCUAGAGAUGCGUUUUGGAAAGAUAAUUAGGUUCAUCAUCUCAACUCUAUUCCUUGUGCAAAUGAUGUUUUAUAUGGUUACUUGUCUGUAUGGAUCUGUAUUAGCAUUGAGCGCAGUCACUGAUAUAUCUCUUGAAAUUUCCAUGAUAUCAUUAGGGAUUAUUUGCACAAUAUAUUGUUCCAUAGGAGGAUUAAAAGCUGUUCUUUGGACAGAUGUUUUCCAAGCCAUACUCAUAUUAACAUGCACCGCAGCUUUAUACAUAGCUGGCAUUAAAGAUGCAGGAGGAGUAACUAACAUUUAUCAACGAGCAAGAGAAGGGAAUCGAUUAGAUGAUUUUUUUGAUCUCCGGCUGGACUUGACGAAACGCUUAGGUGUUUGGGGUUCAUUCUGCCGUGGACUUAUGUUUGGACUCUGUUAUUACGGAACCAAUCAAGUAGAAGUGCAAAGAGUUCUAAGUUUAAGUACCGUUGCUCGAGCCAAAUCCACACAACAAAUAAGCGUUUUGCCUAUGUUCAUUGUGUUUAUUGCUAAUAAUCUGUUUGGUUUGGUAUUAUACUCAAUUUAUUACAAAUGUGAUCCUAUUCUAAACAAAGAUCAAACUGGAUUGGAUAGGUAUGAUCAAAUUGUGCCAGCUUAUAUUGUGAAUACAUUUAGUUGGAUCCCUGGUAUGACAGGACUGUGUAUUGCUGGUCUUUUCAGUGCAGCGCUCAGUACUAUAUCUUCGUGCCUGAACUCGAUCGCCAGUGUGACUGUAAUAGAUAUUAUAAAGCCACUUUAUAGAAGAGGCAAUAUGUCAGAAAUACAAGUAGUGUGGUGUGCCAAAAUAUUAUGGGCUCCUAAUUUAUAUUUAUGGAUGACAGUCUCCGUCCUCACUAGCAAACAUCGCAUGGAAGGGCUAGGAUUCUCACCCAACAUGAAUCGGAUAGAGCAUGUGUAG